Molecule: messenger RNA, 834 nt
Organism: Zerene cesonia (dogface butterfly)
Lineage: Eukaryota; Metazoa; Arthropoda; Insecta; Lepidoptera; Pieridae
Product: DNA translocase FtsK-like
Exons: 3
Coding region: 63-584 (173 amino acids)
Source: RefSeq, a predicted model, not a curated record
AUUUCGUCAUCUCAUUGCUCGUGGUCGGGUCACGGUGAGAGUACCAGCUGGAAAUUAGCAAAAUGAAGUAUCUGAUCAUUCUUGCCAUCAUCGGCGCUGCGGUCGCCGGCCCAGUUCGCCCCAAGCGCAGCUACGGCCACUACGAGCCCAACCUGCUGCACUCCAGCUCCCUGCAGUCCAACUCGCUGCAGCAGACCCAGUACCAGUCCACCUCGCUCCAGCAGCACACCUACCAACCUUACCAGGCCCAGCUGAUUAGCCAACCCAGCUAUAAUGUGCAACCCGUAUCGUGGCAACCCCAACAAACCUAUGUGAGCCAGCCCAAGGUAUACACCGUACCUCAGCAAUACGCCGUCCAGCAGCCAAUCUAUGAGCAGCCCAUCCAGACCGUGCAACACAUCCAACCAGUCGUGCAGAACAUCCAGCCAGUGUACUCUACCGUCCAGGAAUACAGACCCAUCCAACAAUACAGACCUGUCCAGGAAUACAGGCCUAUCCAACAGUACCAAACUGUUCAACCAAUCCAAUCCUACGCGGUGCCUUCCUACAACAACAACGGGUGGUCUAGCGACCCCUGGUGCUAAUUUUAAAACGUAAUUAACUUGUAUUCGUUUGUUAUGUUUUGUCCUGUGUUUCCUUAUGUGAAGCUAUUUAAGAAAGAUCGUGACAGAACAUAAAUACCACGGAUUUAAGUUUGUUGUAACUUUUAAUGUUUUGUAAAGACUCGAAAGCAAUAAAGUACUCCAAAAUACUCAUAAUAUAAGAAAUAUACGGGUGUAAAACUAAAUGAAGACGUACAAAUCAUAGACAUUAGAAUUAAAGAAAUUAUGUAAU